This is a messenger RNA of Elephantulus edwardii (Cape elephant shrew), 1419 nucleotides long. RefSeq names its product solute carrier family 29 (equilibrative nucleoside transporter), member 1 (gene SLC29A1). Bases 49 to 1419 code for a protein of 456 amino acids. Gene Ontology annotation, cellular component: plasma membrane. Gene Ontology annotation, molecular function: nucleoside transmembrane transporter activity. Lineage: Eukaryota; Metazoa; Chordata; Mammalia; Macroscelidea; Macroscelididae. Gene Ontology annotation, biological process: uridine transmembrane transport; nucleoside transmembrane transport. The transcript has 12 exons. The record is from RefSeq and is a predicted model, not a curated record.
UCAGAGGGAGGGAGCACUCAUCCAGGGAACACUGGGAAUCCUGUCACCAUGACAACCGGUCAUCAGCCUCAGGACAGGUACAAAGCUGUCUGGCUUAUCUUCUUCAUGCUGGGUCUGGGGACGCUGCUUCCCUGGAACUUUUUCAUGACAGCCACUCUGUAUUUCACCGACCGCCUGGACAAGCUGCAGAAUGCAUCCUCGGUCACUGAGAAAGUGGAUAGGAGCAUCCUUGCCUCAGCUGCUCCCACCACCACCUCCUCUCCUGAGCGCAGCUCACUCAGCUCCAUCUUCAACAAUGUCAUGACGCUGUGUGCCAUGUUGCCCCUGCUGGUCUUUACCUGCCUCAACUCUUUCCUGCAUCAGAGGAUUCCCCAGUCCAUACGGAUCCUGGGCAGCCUGGUGGCCAUCCUGCUGGUGUUCAUGAUCACUGCCAUCCUGGUGAAGGUUCAGAUGGACGCCCUGCCCUUCUUUGUCAUCACCAUGAUCAAGAUUAUGCUCAUUAAUUCGUUUGGUGCCAUCCUGCAGGGCAGCCUGUUCGGUCUGGCUGGCCUCUUGCCCGCCAGCUACACAACACCCAUCAUGAGUGGCCAGGGCCUAGCAGGUUUCUUCACUUCAGUAGCCAUGAUCUGCGCCAUUGCCAGUGGCUCAGAGUUGUCGGAAAGUGCCUUCGGCUACUUUAUCACGGCCUGCGUAGUCAUCGUUCUGACCAUCAUCUGUUACCUGUCCUUGCCCCGGCUGGCAUUCUACCGCUACUACCAGCAGCUCAAGCUCGAAGCACCUGGCGAGCAGGAGACCAAGUUGGACCUCAUUAGCAAAGGGGAAGAGCCAGGAGCAGGCAAAGAGGAGCAUGGGGGCUCGGCUCCCAACGCCCAGCCCAGCGCUAGGCCCUCUAUCAUAGCCAUCCUCAAAAAUAUCUCGGUCCUGGCUUUCUCCGUCUGCUUUGUCUUCACUGUCACCAUCGGAGUGUUUCCUGCUGUGACGGUUGAGGUUGAAUCCAGCAUCGCGGGCACCAGUGCCUGGAAAAAGUACUUCAUUCCUGUGUCCUGUUUCUUGGUUUUUAACAUCUUUGACUGGCUGGGCAGGAGCCUCACAGCUGUAUGCAUGUGGCCUGGGAAGGACAGUUGCUGGCUGCCAGGCCUGGUGGUGGCCCGGGUGGUGUUCGUGCCUCUGCUGAUUCUGUGCAAUGUGAAGUCUCACUACUACCUACCGGUGAUCUUCGCGCAUGAUGCCUGGUUCAUCAUCUUCAUUGCUGCCUUCGCCUUCUCCAAUGGCUACCUCGCCAGCCUCUGCAUGUGCUUCGGGCCCAGGAAAGUGAAGCCAGCUGAGGCGGAGACCGCAGGAGCCAUCAUGGCCUUCUUUCUGUGUCUCGGCCUGGCACUGGGAGCUGUCUUCUCCUUCCUCUUCCGGGCGAUCGUGUGA